This is a messenger RNA of Aspergillus calidoustus, 816 nucleotides long. The record is from the annotation of a GenBank genome assembly. Lineage: Eukaryota; Fungi; Ascomycota; Eurotiomycetes; Eurotiales; Aspergillaceae.
AUGUCUCGCCGCACCGCCAUCGUGACCGGCUCAGCCCGGGGAAUUGGAAAAGCAAUCGCCCUCCGACUCGCCCAGGACGGAUACGCCGUUUGCAUCAACGAUAUCCCCAGCUCGCAGGAUGUAAUCUUCGCGACAGUCGAAGAGAUCCGCAGUCAGGUUGCCGACUCCCGAGUAAUUGGCGUCGGGGCCGACGUUACUUCGUCGGUGGAUGUCGAGCGCCUAGUCAAGGAGACGGUGGAGCAGCUGGGACCGUUGACCCUCAUGGUGGCCAAUGCUGGCAUCGCACAGGUCAAGCCUCUUCUCUCCGUGACCGAGCAAGAUAUCGACCAGGUCAUGUCGGUCAACUUCAAAGGCUUGUUCAACUGCUACACCCACGCCGCGCGACAGAUGAUCGCACAGGGCGAUCCGACCGAGGCGGCUGGGGUCAAUGUCUACAAGAUUCUGGGAGCGGCGUCGAUCGUCGCCCACAAGCCCUUCCCCAAGCUCGGCAUUUAUUCCGCGAGUAAGUGGGCGGUUCGUGGCCUCACGCAGGCGAUGUCGAUGGAAAUGGCGCCGCACAAAAUCACCGUCAACGCGUAUGCGCCCGGGAUCGUCGGCACCGCCAUGUGGGAGCACAUUGACGGUGGUCUGGGGGAGCUCGAGGGCCGUGAAAAGGGCGAAAGUCUGCGACUGUACUCCGACCGGUUCAUUUCGCUGGGGCGGACCAGCACGCCGGAAGACGUGGCAGGGCUGGUUGGAGGGUUCCUGGCGGACAGGGACUCGGACUAUGUGACUGGACAGACCAUGGUGGUGGAUGGGGGCAUCAUCUUCACCUAG